Messenger RNA from Anopheles stephensi (Asian malaria mosquito), 3159 nucleotides. RefSeq lists its product as uncharacterized. The transcript is spliced from 2 exons. The record is from RefSeq and is a predicted model, not a curated record. The coding region runs from base 225 to 965 and encodes 246 amino acids. Lineage: Eukaryota; Metazoa; Arthropoda; Insecta; Diptera; Culicidae.
AAACUAGUUUUGUCACAAACACGUACAUCUUUGACCUGAUGUGAACUCUGCCCGCUGUAGGAGCCUUGCCUUUUGGCAAAUAAACAGUAGCACAUGGUUCCACCCGUUGCCCAUGGUAACAGACUAUUGCUGUGCUGUUUCGUAACGCUUGUAUUUCGCUCGCUACCUCAAUAGUAACGAAGGUAAAGAACUCGGGUGUGUUGGUUGUAAGUGAGCAGUACAGGAUGUUUAGGAACCGAAUUUCAGUUGUACGUAAGGCAAGAGCUACGUCAAAGUCAAACACUACACAGUCAUCACUCGGAUCGACCAGUGCGGGAGGUGGUGAGAAAGGUGAUGGACCAAGCGGUGUACCAGCGGAAUACGUUCCACUACCAAGCUCUGUAAGUCUACCAAGCGACACACCAUCGGUGGGAAACGAAUCCGUUGUAAUGGAGUGCGCCAAGCCGGACGAGGGCAUCUGCAUCGAUGAGACGGUAUUUUCGAUGGACGAUAGUGGCGAAAUCGGAGAGAACGAGUUACGGCUGGCGGAGGACGAUGAUAACGACACUACGAAGGAUCUGGAUUUCAGCCGACCCUCACCGACACUGUUUUCGCUAACAUCUCCCAAAAGAGCUCGAAUGAUGUUGGAAAUUCAGAAAUCGGUUGAUCGGAAUGCGUCCGCUGUGAGUAGCUCUACAGCACGGCCAUCGAUGGUUACACCUUCGACGAGUUCCAGUUGCAUCAAAACGACCAUUCCGAACACAUCACAGUCGGUGUUUGGAUGUUCUGCAAAUGAAACGCCACAGCAGCCAGCGCAGAACCGUACACCGUGGAGCAUCCGUUCGUCGGUUCAAUCGAAGCAGGGCGGAGAUGUGAAGCGCCAAUCGAUUGCCGGUGCCAUAGACGAUUUGAACGAGAUGACGGAAGAGUUGAUCGAUUUUAUAAGGGGCUUCGACGAAAAGUACACCAGCGCUGAGAUCAACUGAGCGAUUCUAGGAGUCGCGUGGUGAGUCUAGCCCAGAGGCAAGGUAGCAAAAUCGGCUAUCCUAAUAAUCCCCAGCUGCGAUUCAAUUCUGUUUCGGAUCUUGAUCUUGCACAAUAAACUACACCGGUAGUUGAAGAGAUGUACACAUAUAGUUUCUAUUUUGGUUUUUCAUUCAUAAUUUGUUAUCUCUCUUAGGGGGGAGGGAAUGCGCACUGUUUAGUGCCCACGUUGUACGUAUGAAUCACGCAACAGCAAUCGAAAGGAGUGUUGAGAAGGACUUUUGCAAGCAUCGGGGCAAAUUUUGCCCGUGUGAAAUUAAUGACCAGUUAGUGAAGGGAGAGGCAUACUCAUGGUAAAAUGUUCGAGAGUUCGCUUGUACAGCGAGGGAAUGACUGUAAACCCAUCAUAUGGAGAUCAGGCUGGCGUGACUCGUGCGUAGAACGUCGGUGCAAACAUUUGCCUGCAUGGUAAGUGGGUCGUGUUUGGGGGUGUGGCACCGCCUUCUCGUUCUAGCAAGGUUGCUCGUUCCCGUAACGGUCUCUGCUGUGAUACGUGUAAAUCGUUUAUGUCUCACGUCGUCUUAUCUUAAGUAUCUUAAUAAUUGAUAUGUAUGCAAGGUGCGAUUUGGGGGUUUUGCUUCUAUUCAAUAGAGGGAAGGGAGGUAUGCUUCACAUUUGUUGAAGCAAUGCAAGCGUCGGCUUGAAAAAGAGUUAGAUAUUAUUUCACCUGCUUCUCUGUUCGUUUUCCCAAUCUCAUUCCUGUUCGUGAUCUGCUCGCAUAUGGUGGCUCUGUAUGUAGGUGUACUUGAUAUGUAUAUGAUCUCAAGGGCGAACUUUCCCUUCUCCGAUCUCCGGUUCCUGCAACAGCAGCAUGUUUUGUGUAAUGUUGUUUGUGCGCUUUUUUACACGCUGAUAUGUCGUUUGAUUUUUCACCCCAUUCUAUCCCUCUGUCUCAAUCGAAGGGCUCACUCAUAAUUAUCAGUGUAAGGACGUGCAUAUGUUUUGUUUUUAUCUUCCGUGGAUCGUCUCCGACGUUGGAUCCCGGUCACGCUGAACGUCUCCUUCGCUGGUCGGGUCCGUUGGACGACCUUUGCGCGGGGGUCUUGGGGCGGGGGGCUAGAAGGACUUUCAGCGCAGAGUUAUCGAGAUGGGAAAUCGAUGCCGUUCGGCCGAAUGGAGAACUUCACGCUAGGACUCUGGUUUUGCAAGAAAGGUGUCGCCGACGAACGCGCCCAGCAAAGGGACGUCACUCGGAAGUGCGCGAUCGGUAUCCGAACCGAGGGGGUAAAAACCCUUUUAACCUUCGCACAUCCCGAUUUUCUCUCUAGGAGCCAUUUAAUCGAUCGCUUCAAUCGCAAUGGGCCGACGCAAUUACGUACGCACGCGCGAUCGUUUUUGAAUGGAAAUAUUUGUUUCGUCGUUCUAGCGCGUCCAGCAGUGUUUCGCUAGCAACGGAUCUGUUCGAUUUGUUUGCCGGCCGUACGAAACGUAUCGGCCCUAGCCGGAAACCAUCAUUAAAGGGCUCCUAAAGGAUACUGGGGUGGCUGAAAAGGGGACGUUUAGGUUGGUUAGGCGGCUUUAGAGAAGAUACGAUCCGCAAGAACAACCGCAACCAAAGAUGCACCUUCGCACCUGUUGAAAAGACGUGGCGUUCGGGGAAACGUUUUCUCAUAAGAAUUCUCCCCUACUUUCGAAACUCCCAAUCACAGGGAUACACACGCACGCUUCCUUUCUUCCAUGUAAGAGUAUCAUCAUUUUAACCAUAACUUCUUCGUACGCCGUUUGUCAUGCCGGAUGCUGGACAUUUUCACUCACUUCACAACGUUGUUUUGUUUUUUCUUUUGAUAACGCCAAUUUUUCUGUUUUAAACACUUAGCAACUCAUCGUGGGAAAAAAUGUUACCAUUAAGUGUGGUAGUGUGUAUGUGUAGAAGAUUAAAAGUUCAAAAUGCCUCAGCCAGUAUGAAUAUUUUUGUAAAGGUGUUGUUUUGUUCGCUUUUUUUGUUGCUUUUUAGUUUUUUUUUUAGUUUUAAUUUUCUUCUUUUUUUUCGUGGUAUUUUUGUUUGUUUCUUUUGGGGAGUUUUUUGUUGUUGUAAUUAUUAUUUGUUCAUAACUUACGAUAACUUGCUAGGAUGUUCUUCUUUUUCUGCUUCCUUUCGCUCUUGCAUUCUUCUUACACCUAGAUGUGGAUUGUUUG